Messenger RNA from Dovyalis caffra, 855 nucleotides. NCBI's taxonomy places the organism in Eukaryota, Viridiplantae, Streptophyta, Magnoliopsida, Malpighiales, Salicaceae. The record is from the annotation of a GenBank genome assembly.
AUGGGGAGAGCACCAUGUUGUGACAAAGCAAACGUGAAAAGAGGACCAUGGUCUCCUGAGGAAGAUGCCACUCUCAAAAGCUACCUGGAGACUCAUGGCACUGGUGGUAACUGGAUUGCUUUACCUCCAAAAGCUGGCCUUAAGCGAUGCGGCAAGAGUUGCAGAUGGUCUCUCAUAGCUUCUCAACUACCUGGAAGAACUGACAAUGAUGUGAAAAACUAUUGGAACACAAAAUUGAAAAAGAAGAUCGGUGCAGGAAAAAUCAGCCUCACAAUCAAGAACAACUCUAUCAAUGCCCCUACUGACAUUACCAAUAUUCCUACUACUCCUUGCUCAACAUCUCCUAUUCUUUAUGUCCCUAUAGCCGAAACCGAAAGCACUGUCACCUUCUCUGAUCAUUAUUCAUUAACUCAAAAUUCUGUCACGUUGCCUACCUUAUCUGAUGUUGAUUAUGGCCCUAUUAUCAAUAGUACUACUCAGAACUUGAGUCCAAACCAAUUCCAAUUUUCUAAUUUCCCUGGGGUCAUGGAUAUGUCUGAAUUUGGUGCAACUUCAAUGAACAGUCACAUCGUUUCGUCAUCUCAAGAAGGUUCGAGCAUUUCAGAUUCCUCUUCACUUGCUGUGGAUAACAAGGGUCUCUCAAUGCCUAGCAAUGGUGGUCUUGAGAAUGCUGGGAUAUUAAUGAUGGAUUCUGAAUUUGGUUUUCCUAGUGAUUUUGUCAAUGGCCUUUUGUUUCAAGACAAAGCUAGUACUGAUGAUCAAGUGGCUGCAAAUUGCUACCAAUAUUUUGCUGAUUUUGGCUGUGUUGAUAUUAAGCCACAAGGACUGAACCAAGGUGUUACUAACCAAUAUUGA